AUGGACGCAGGAUCCGAACUCACCUUCGUCACGGAGAAUCUCAUCCGGCAGCUCAACAUCCCUCGUCACUACUCAAGUAUUGUCGUCACUGGAAUUGCAGGCAAGGAGUGUACUCGGACACGAGGAGUCGUGUCACUCACGUUACGCUCGACACAUUCCAACGCAGCUGCCACAAUUCAAGCUCAUGUCCUGCUGACAGUUACAUCAAUCUUACCAUCGUUCGAGGCAGAACCGGAAGAAUGGCCGCAUCUCAAGAACUUGGCAUUAGCCGACCCUGAUUUUCUCAUCCCGCGGCCAGUUGACAUCCUCAUCGGCGCAGACGCUUACGGGCAAAUCAUCAAGCCCAAUAUCAUUCGGCAUUCUCCACUCAUACCGAUAGCGCAACUCUCCAUUUUCGGAUGGCUCGUUCUUGGACCAGUCAAUCGGGAAGCAACACGCACAUCAACGCACCAGGCUUCCACUCAAGUCAACGAGGAUGCUCUCAACGAGUUACUGACAAAAUUUUGGGUUCAAGAGGAAGUACCUACUCACGAUGUCACUCAGCUCACUCCUGACGAGCAGAGGUGCGAGAAGCACUUCAAUACUACACACUCUCGUGAUUCUUCAGAGAGGUACAUCGACAGGAUUCUACUCAAUUCACCAGACGAUCUUUUGGGUGAUUCUUACAACGUCGCUCAUCAAUGUCUGAAGGGAUUACGCAGACGAUUCUCAAGGGAUGUGAACUAUCAACGUCUCUAUCAACAAUUCAUGAUGGAUUACGAGACGCUCAACCACAUUACGAAGGCAUCAUUCAUCUCCAGUCAUCGCUCACAUUUUCACCUGACACAUCACGGUGUUCUCAAGUCGGCCAGUAUUACAACGAAACUGCGGGUGGUUUUCAAUGGCUCUAGCGCAUCCACAUCAGGCUACUCGGUCAACUACCUCAUGUACACUGGAGCAAAGCUACAUCUGAACAUCUCAGAUGUUCUACCUAGGAUACGUAGACAUCGUCACAUUUUCGCUACGGACAUCACCAAAAUGGACAGACCGAUUCAGAUUCACAAGGAUGACUGGGAGUUACAGCGGAUACUCUGGAUGGACAAUCAGCUCAAUGAGGUGCCAUAUCAUUCAACAACGGGCACUUACGGGACGAAGGUUGCACCAUUCUCAGCCGUACGGACCUUGUUACAAUUAACAAAAGACGAAGGACAUAGUUUCCCACUGGCUGUGCCAGUUAUCACUCACGGCAG
Vollenhovia emeryi is the source of this 1229-nucleotide messenger RNA. RefSeq lists its product as uncharacterized. The transcript has a single exon. The annotation marks the transcript as partial. The record is from RefSeq and is a predicted model, not a curated record. NCBI's taxonomy places the organism in Eukaryota, Metazoa, Arthropoda, Insecta, Hymenoptera, Formicidae.